Molecule: messenger RNA, 1325 nt
Organism: Folsomia candida
Lineage: Eukaryota; Metazoa; Arthropoda; Collembola; Entomobryomorpha; Isotomidae
Exons: 4
Coding region: 180-1325 (381 amino acids)
Source: RefSeq, a predicted model, not a curated record
CAGCCAAACUAAACCAGGUCAAAAAGUGAAAUUACAACAACUUCCGACCGGAUCGAUUUAAAACUGGUUUUAAUUUUUGGUCACUCAGAAAACUCUCACUUUCCUAAAAUCGUCAUAGCAACCAACACGAGAUCAAAGGGCCUAAAAUUCAGUGUCAAAUUGGACUUCUGAUCGUCGCCAUGAAGUUGUUGAGCGUGGUUGUUUUUAGCGUUUUCCUGGGCGUGGUUUUCGCCGUGGAAGACCAACCCAAGAAAAAACUCUUGAUAAAAAAGCGCCCCAAAAACCACACGGACUCCACCCUCCCCCAGACCUUACACCACACCCCCACCUCCCCCCUGACCCUCCUGAACUCCUCCCUCUACUCCAAAAGGUCAAACUCCACGCUUUACUCAAAACUCCGCUCGCGCCUCGGCCGUUUAUCCAACGUUACCAUGACAACCACGCCCUCUUCACAUUUAUUAAUUCCCAUCCCCUCAUCGCAACAGAAACCAUACCAACCGGUGAUUGUUUCCACCCAGGCCACGCCCACUGGGGGACACCAAAAGGACUCCAUGAUAACUUAUAAAUUAAAUAAAAUGUUCGUUCCCUUGGGGAUUUACGGGAGAGUUCUGAAUAAUUCCGAGGUUGCCAUGGAAACCGGAAAAAGGAAAUUAAAACAAUAUCGUCCAGCGGAUUCUGUCUCGAUUACGAAUGAGAAACCGGAUAUUAAUCAGGUUUCCAUGACAACCGGGAGGCCCGUUGCCUUGGAAACGAUAAAAUUGGAAAACAGGAAAUACACGCAGUCCGUAAUGCCACCGCCGUUGCCGUUGGAUACGAGUCACGUGGAUAGUCACGUGACUGGGAAGGUUGGCGGGAUUUUCAAAAAUCUAAGGGAGCGUGUCGAACAGGUGAAUAUUCCGAGUCUGAUCCACAAAGGGUUGAGCAAUUUGGGGCAGUUGACGAAAUCGCAGUGGGGGAUGACCGAUGAAGGGGGGGAUUUCGGGGGGGCUUACUCCACCGUGGGGAAGGUGACGAAAGAUAACGUGAUUGUUAGUGUUCCGGGGGGGAAGUUGCCCGAUUAUUCGAUAAGCGCAAGUGGGGGCGGGGGGCAGGCGCUCGAGUUUUUCAGGAGGAGGCCGCACUUGAGGGCAACGAAGCAGUGGCGGAGUUAUUUGUUCCCCCCGAGCCACGCCCACUUGGCGGAAGUUUUCAAUCCGAAGAAAUCCGGGAAGCAGUUUGACAAACUUUGGGAGCGGAUCACGCAGAAAUAUUCGCUUCAAGAAUUGGAUUUAGCGAGGAGGGAGGCCUUUAGGGUUUUUGAGGGGGGUGAGGGGUGCUUAUCAUGA